This is a messenger RNA of Bursaphelenchus xylophilus (pine wood nematode), 2748 nucleotides long. The record is from the annotation of a GenBank genome assembly. NCBI's taxonomy places the organism in Eukaryota, Metazoa, Nematoda, Chromadorea, Rhabditida, Aphelenchoididae.
AUGAUGAACACAGCGGUUAUUGGUCUGAUCGCUGGGAUUUUACUGGUAGUUCAAUCGUAAGUUGAGCCAAGAUUUUUGUAUAACCAAUCAAAAAAGUUACAAGUCUUUUACAAAGUUUGUUUUGGCCUUUUUUGGUAAAAUCUCGUUUUGUUCAAAAUCGCAGAAAAAAUCAAAGAUUUCGGGUGCUUCAUGGCUCUUUAUAAUAUUCUUUUCAUCAUAGCAGGCUUAUAACUUAUCGUCUUCUUUCUUCUUAUUCAUCAGAAUUACCAUUUUUAGCCGACAGAUUCCCCCAUUCCGCAAUGAUGACAAUGACGGGGAAAUCUGGGCAGUUCUGGUCGCUGGAUCCAAUUCCUGGUGGAAUUAUCGACACCAAGCCGACAUCUGCCAUGCCUACCACAUCUUGAGGAAUCAUGGAAUCCCAGAAGAUCAUAUAAUCACCAUGAUGUACGAUGAUAUUGCACAUAACGAGGAGUAGGUUGAUUUUUUGGUUGAGAAUGAUAGGAACUUUCGCACAGAAAUUGGUCAGCCUUGAUUGCUUUCCAAAGACUCUAAUAAUGUACCUCCUUAUUGUUAGUAACUUCAUUUACUUAUAAGAAUUUUAAUUUUUCCUCCAACUCUUUCAGAAACCCCUACAAAGGCAAGAUUUUCAACCAUCCGAACGGGUCUGAUGUCUAUGCGGGUGUAAAGAUUGAUUACACGGGAGAUGAUGUGAAUCCAGAGAACUUCUUGAAGGUUUUGAAGGGAGAACACAAUGGAGGAAACAGAGUUUUGAACAGCACUGAGAAGGAUCGAGUGUUCGUCUACUUCUCUGAUCAUGGAGGACCUGGAAUUCUCAGCUUUCCAUCGGAUUCGGUAAGUAAAGUUUGGAGGUAAAAUACGCUGCGUAAAGACUUUAGGUAAAGUGUUUCUCUUGUUGGUCUUAAUGACGUUUUUGCGUCUUACAUGGGCAAGCUGCAUGAUGUUUUCAGAUUAGAGUCAAGUCUACCUUUUUUUGAGUCAACUGUUUCUCGCUAAGGUUAAUUUCAAAAAUUGGUGAAAUAGACCACAUAGACCACUGCGUACAUUGACAAAAAAUUUUAUCCAGAGACACCCUCCAAAACCCCUCAAACUCCUACUUUUUUUCAGCUAACAGUCAAGGAUCUCAGCGCCACGCUCCACGAAAUCCACGCCAAGAACUCGUACAAGGAGCUUGUCCUCUACGUGGAGGCCUGUUAUUCCGGCUCUAUGUUCCAGGGAUUCCUCCCCAAGAACACAAACAUCUACGCGGUCACCGCGGCCAAUGCCGCCGAGAGUUCGUACGCCUGUUAUUGCGACAGCAAAAAGUUGCGCGGCGUCUGUUUGGGCGACUUGUUCUCGGUGAAUUGGAUGGAGGAUUCGGAUCGUGAGGACAUCGAGAAGGAGACUCUGUCGACUCAGUUUGAUAUUGUGAAGAAAGAGACGGCCGACAGCCAUGUUAUGAAGUUUGGAGACCUUCAUUUUGUGUCCGAGCCGGUUGGGGAUUUCCAAGGGAGGGAGGAGUACAUCAAUAAGAGUUUGGCUGUGCCGAGGGUAAGUUGGAGAUAUAGGAUGACUUUAGGAACAAAGGCAAAAUCCGACAAUUGCCUUCAACUGCAAAAAUGUCCACUUUUAUUUCCAAAAAUCAAAGAAACAUUACGUAUUUUGGGGAUAAACAAACCCUUUUUUUCCAAAUCCAAAUGGCCAAAGCGUCAGGCCAGAGUUCAUUCCCCUUUCAAAAUAAAAAGGGGUGCAGAUAUCAGAUGAUUCUAAACAUAUCAUUCAUCGAUCACAAGCUUCAUUUUUUGGGAAGGUUCCUUGAAAGAGAUCUUAAUCACAGGUGACAUUUUAUACGACAAAAAAUAUUUGUGGAAUAUUUUUUGUAAAAAUUUGUGUCCCUAAAGGACACGGUAACUUUCCAGAAAUUCGAUUAUCUAGUGCAUUGUACGAAUUGAUAAGUAAUCUUAUACCGAAAACUUUUGCUAAACAAAUAAACUCGUAAAACUCGAGUAAUACCGGUAAACAACGACAAGACUUUGGUCAUUGUAAUGCAAUGUGAUCACCGAAAAGAAAUAAAAAUUGUAUCUUAGGGAUCGGCAAACAACUACGCGAAAUGGCGCUCCACAGAUGUCCCAAUCAAAAUGCUCGAGGCCAAGCUGCAGAGAGUGAAUUCGGCCGAUGAACAGCAAGACAUUGAAGACCAGAUUGAGGAGAUUACCCAGAAAAGAAAUGUGUUCAGAUUCCAUUUCAACGCUUUCAUCAAGAAAUUGGUCAACGAUCCAAUCAAUCGAAGAAAUGUCCUUAGGAAUAAAGGAGAGCCCAUCAAGAACUUGGAAUGUCAUGAUGCGGUCUUCAAGGCAUUCAACAGGAUCUGCUACAACAUCGCUAAGGUCAGGAAUCAUACUUUUGUCCCAAAUUUUUCUCCAAAUUUCUUGAGUGAAAUUUUGAGUCGUUUACUAUGGGGAUUACUGCAACAUUAUAGGGGAUUGGUUCUUUUUAGUAAGCGUUGAAACGAACCCAGAAAAAGUCAUCUUAUUUGGUCUUAAACUCUGUCUCCACUGGAUAGCUAUGGCAGAACUAGAACGUUCAAAUUUUCAUUAUCUUAAAAACUAUCUAUUCCAUUUCCAGAACCCCUACGUGAUCGACCAUUUACACGCUCUGAACAACAUGUGCAACCGAAAGAUCCCGACUCAAAGAAUCAUCGACGAAAUGAUGGACCACUGUUUGGAUACUCCUGUACAAUUUGUCUUGUAA